GAGGAAAAGCGCUGGUUUGCGCACCCCGGGUGGCCGGUGCGCGCCGAUACGUGGGGGCACGCGAAGGAUGCCGACAGGAGGCGCGCGGUCGAGGUCGGCGUCUGGGAGGCGCUCGAUACGGACCGCGAGUUUGAUGAUGAGAACUGUGUGAGAGUCGCUCUGCGCCCUGAUGAUGAAGACGUUACCAUGGAGGAACAGGUUGAGGCCGUCGUGGCGGUGUUUUUGCGCUGGUUGGCCGGCCUCAGGGACGGUGUUAUCCCCGCUACGUUUUGGACGGAGGUUGUCGCCGCUGGCGGGGACAGUAAAGCCGCUGAAGAGGUCCUCGACCGCCUCCCCGAACAGGGCGGGCAAACGCACGCCAUCGUCUUCGUGAACCUGAUGGGGUUCAUCCAAGAGCUGCUCGAGAUCCUAGUGAACAAGCAGGAAGGCGACAAGAAGAAGCAGAUGGCCGCAAUCCUGGAGCGGAUCCUGGAGCCCCUGACGGCAGUGCUCGUCAAGCGGCCAGAGAGUAUCGCCACGAAGAUUUCGUACAAGGAGGAAACCGCGAGCAGGGCGUGGGUAAGGAGGUUCAUAGAGAUGUAG
This is a messenger RNA of Tricharina praecox, 582 nucleotides long. RefSeq lists its product as uncharacterized. The record is from RefSeq and is a predicted model, not a curated record. Lineage: Eukaryota; Fungi; Ascomycota; Pezizomycetes; Pezizales; Pyronemataceae. The annotation marks the transcript as partial. The transcript is spliced from 2 exons.